AUGUUUAACGAAGUUUUUUGUAGGAUUGCAGCAAGGAUUGCAGAGGUGUCCAGGUUUUCGUUUGAUGAGAUAAACAGAUGUAUGGAAAAGUCUAAUCACAGCAAGAAGCAAGACGUGACGCUGUUUGUAAUCAAGAUUUCGAAUGCACCUGAUGCUGAUGCCAAGGAGCUUUUUGAUGCAAUCGUGGAUGCAAGGAUUGAGCUUAUUGAAAAUGUAAGCAUGAAGGGAUCAUCAAUCAGCUUUGAUGUGAACAAGAGGGCGAUAAUGAAAGAUGUGCUUUGUGCAAUCCAAAGCAAGCAAGACAAGUUUGGAAGCAAUGAAAUAGGCAAAGGCAAGAGAAUGGUAGUGGAGUACAGCAGUCCGAAUAUAGCAAAGAUAUUCCAUGUUGGGCAUCUCAGAACGACUAUACUGGGGCAGUUUAUUGUGAAUCUGUUGAGGGAGUGUGGCUAUGAAACAACAAGCAUAAACUUUUUUGGAGAUUGGGGAAAGCAGUUUGGGCUUGUUCUGCUUGGAUAUAUGAAGCAUGGAAGUGAGGAGGAGCUGGAAAAGGAUCCGCUGAGGCAUCUGUUUGAUGUGUAUGUGAAGAUAAGCAGAGAUGCAAAGGAUGAUGCAGGCGUGGAUGCAGAAGCGAGAGAGAUAUUCAGGAAGAUGGAGGAGGAUGGAGACGAAUGGUGUAUGGGGCUGUGGAAGAAAUUCCGGAUGCUAAGUGUGGAGAAGUACAAGCAAUUAUAUAAGAGACUGAAUGUUGAGUUUGAUGUGUAUUCGGGAGAAAGCAUGUACAAUGAGAGAGGAAAGCAGAUUGUGGAGACAUGUGGCCUGGUGAAGACGGAUCCUGAUGGUUCAAAGGUGUUUGACUUUGGAGACAAUCAAAAGGUGCUGGCAAUGAAAAAUGAUGGAACAACGCUGUACAUAACGCGUGAUAUUGCCGCAGCAAAAGAAAGGCUUGAGGAGUAUAUGCCUGAGAAGAUCAUAUAUGUUGUAUCAAGUGAACAGAACAAACACUUUGAAGAUCUGUUCAGGACAUUAAAGCUGCUUGGGCUUGAUGAAAGCAGGUUCCAGCACGUAAACUAUGGGCUUGUGGCAGGCAUGUCAACAAGAGCUGGCAAGGUUGAGUUUCUUGAGGACAUAGUUGAUGAGGCAACAAGCGUAAUGAAGAGGGUUAUGCAAGCAGAUGACAGCAGGAGUUCGUUUACACCCGAGGAGAUUGACUCGACAGCAGAGAUCCUCGCUCUCUCCACAUUACUUGUGAUGGACUUUACUGCGAAGAGGAUCAAGGGAUAUGAGUUUGACGUUGAGAAGAGGGCAAGGAACACGUCUGGAACGGGCCCGUAUCUACAGUAUGCACAUUGCAGACUGAAGAGCAUUGAAAUGCGUAACAAUGAGGUUGACUACAGCAGCAUAGACGCAAUUGACUUCUCGUUGAUAUGUGUACCUGAAGUGUUUGAGCUUGUAUAUAAGCUGCUAUGGUACGAGCAUGUUGUUGAGAAAUGCCUGGAUGAUUAUGAGCCGUCGAGGAUUGUUACAUAUCUUCAAGAUCUUGCUGGAUGCAUCAACUCAGCAAUUAAUAGUCUGCGAGUCAUGGGUGUGGACAAGGAACUUGCGAAGGCCAGGCUCCUUGUGCUGUCAUCAGCAAGGAUCGUUCUACAAAAUGGAUUGAAAAUCUUGGGAGCAACACCGCUCAGUAAAAUGUGA
This is a messenger RNA of Ordospora pajunii, 1692 nucleotides long. Its product is annotated as class I (R) tRNA synthetase. Lineage: Eukaryota; Fungi; Microsporidia; Ordosporidae. Bases 1 to 1692 code for a protein of 563 amino acids. Gene Ontology annotation, molecular function: arginine-tRNA ligase activity; ATP binding. The transcript has a single exon. Gene Ontology annotation, biological process: arginyl-tRNA aminoacylation; mitochondrial translation. The record is from RefSeq and is a predicted model, not a curated record. Gene Ontology annotation, cellular component: mitochondrion; cytoplasm.